This is a messenger RNA of Aphanomyces astaci, 1346 nucleotides long. RefSeq lists its product as hypothetical. The transcript is spliced from 7 exons. NCBI's taxonomy places the organism in Eukaryota, Oomycota, Saprolegniomycetes, Saprolegniales, Verrucalvaceae. Bases 1 to 1014 code for a protein of 337 amino acids. The record is from RefSeq and is a predicted model, not a curated record. Gene Ontology annotation, molecular function: oxidoreductase activity; FMN binding.
AUGGCUAGUGUCGACAUCAAGCCACUUAGCGUGGACGAAUUUGAAGCGCAUGCGAAGGCGUACCUUCCUAAAGCGACACUGGACUACUAUGUCUCCGGCGCCGACGAUAUGAUCACGCUCAAGGAGAACCGCGUGGCCUUCCAGCGGCUCAAGCUCAUGCCGCGCGUCCUUCGCGAUGUGCGGCACAUUGAUACGUCCACGACAGUGCUUGGCCAGCGCAUCAAGACCCCCGUGUGCAUUGCGCCAUCAGCCAUGCAACGCAUGGCUCAUCCUGACGGCGAGUUGGCAAGCACCCGCGCCGCCUCCGCUGCUGGCGCAUGUUACAUCCUCAGCACGAUCUCCACCACGAGUCUCGAAGAUGUCGCGGCCGCCAACGGGCCCGAUGGGUUGCGAUGGUUCCAACUGUACAUCUUCAAGGACCGUGACCUCACGCGCAGCUUGGUGGAACGAGCCGAGCGUGCUGGCUUCAAGGCGUUGGUACUCACCGUGGACACACCCAUCUUGGGCAACCGCCAGGCCGAUCUCCGCAACGGCUUCAAAUUGCCAUCGCAUCUCCACUUGGGCAACUUUGCCGGCGGACGUCACGCCACGGGCAUCAACGAAGCGGGGCUGUCCGCGUACGCGACCGAGCUGUUCGACACCAACCUGACGUGGCAGGACGUGGCGUGGUUGAAGUCCAUCUCGUCUCUUCCUGUGGUCGUCAAGGGGGUGCUCACGCCCGAAGAUGCUGUCUUGGCAUGCGACGUCGGUUGUGCCGGUAUCCUCGUGUCCAACCAUGGCGCCAGGCAAUUGGAUACGGUCCCCGCCACGAUCGAAGCUUUGCCGGCGAUUGUCGCGGCAGUCCAAGGCCGCGCCGAAAUUUACUUGGACGGCGGCGUCCGUCGAGGCACGGACGUGUUCAAGGCUUUGGCGAUGGGUGCACGGUGUGUGUUCCUAGGGCGACCCGUGCUGUGGGGGCUAGCGCAUAGCGUACGGACUUUGUAUUGCUUGCAUUUAGAUACAUACUACUAUUAAUAGCCAUUCAUAUGUUGGUGGUUAAUACGCGCCUUGUAGGGCCAAGCUGGGGUCCAACAUGUGCUCGAGAUCCUAACCAACGAGUUGGCGCAUGCGAUGAUGUUUUCAGCCACUACGACCAUCCCCGCAAUCACCCCUGCCUACGUCAAGCACGAAUCGAGCUUUCGCCAGCCCACGUCACACUUGUAGACUUCAACAAGAACGCAGUUAUUUUUGGGGGGGAUGUGACGACAAAUUGCCGCAUGAAUGGAGAGAGUAUGGGAAAAAUAAUUGUCAAUUAAAUACUGAAAAUAAUUCAUUGCAAGGCGCUCGUCAUGUGCUGCGAGAUCCAG